CAUUUUUCUCUCUGACUCUGCUCUAUAUUAUUCCAAAUUUCAAUCUCAACAUUUACAUUAAAGUGAAAUUUUACAAGGAAAAGCAAAAUGGGGUUGGAGACACUAGAAAAGACAAAACCAAAACAUAGGAAAGGUUUAUGGUCACCUGAAGAAGAUCAUAAACUCAGAAACUAUAUCCUUAAACAUGGUCAUGGCUGUUGGAGUUCUGUUCCUAUUAAGUCAGGCUUGCAAAGGAAUGGAAAAAGCUGCAGAUUAAGGUGGAUUAACUAUCUAAGGCCAGGAUUAAAGAGAGGAAAGUUCAGCAAACAAGAGGAGGAGACAAUCCUGACCCUUCAUCACAUGUUAGGCAACAAGUGGUCACAAAUAGCACAACAUUUACCAGGAAGAACAGACAAUGAGAUAAAAAACUAUUGGCAUUCAUAUUUGAAAAAAAGAGUGGCCAAAGCUAAUGAAAUGGAAUCUCAAAAACAAUUUCAAUAUGCUACCUCAAGUUCAGACACAAUCAACUCCUCACACUCUCUUCAAAAACUUGCAACCCAAGAUCCACACACUUACAACAACAUCAUCACCAAAGAGACUCAACAAAGCUCAUUACCAAAGCUUUUAUUCGCCGAAUGGCUUUCACUUGAUCAUGUAAACGGUACGAACUCUUCAAAUUCAGUUGAGUCUUUGGUCAUGAGAAAUGGAUUUGAUCAAAAUAAUUCAGGUUUUCAAGAAGCUGCAAUGCAUCAUGAUGUGUCGGAGUAUCAUAAUAGUGUGAUGUUCAAUUCACAAGUUAAGUUUGCUAACCAAAUGAUGGGAAAUGGGUUUGUUCAUUGCAUGCCUGAGGUUGAUUUGAGUAACAAUUUCAAUUUAAGCAAUGAUGCAAUGUAUGUUUGAGGGGUUUGAGUUAUGGAUAAUGAAAAGGAUAAAAAGUUUAGAAGUUUAAAAUUAUGCUUCCUUGGUGAUUUGUAUUUACUAUACUUCUCAUAACAAAUUCAAUGAUUUCUAGAGUUGUUUAUGCAUACACACAUGUUAUAUGGCUUUUAGGUUAAGAAGUUAACAAUCAUGUGGUCUUGAUAUGUUUUUGUUGUAAAUCAUAAAGAUUUGUGUGGAAAUGAUUUACAACUUCAUUUCUCUUUUUAUUUAUUUAAAUGUACAUUUAGCAUUGACCUCCGAGCAAUUUGAUUCUCAUAA
This is a messenger RNA of Vicia villosa (hairy vetch), 1176 nucleotides long. RefSeq names its product transcription factor LAF1-like. The transcript has 3 exons. Bases 88 to 879 code for a protein of 263 amino acids. The record is from RefSeq and is a predicted model, not a curated record. NCBI's taxonomy places the organism in Eukaryota, Viridiplantae, Streptophyta, Magnoliopsida, Fabales, Fabaceae.